Loa loa (African eye worm) is the source of this 333-nucleotide messenger RNA. RefSeq lists its product as hypothetical. Bases 1 to 333 code for a protein of 110 amino acids. The record is from RefSeq and is a predicted model, not a curated record. The transcript has 3 exons. Lineage: Eukaryota; Metazoa; Nematoda; Chromadorea; Rhabditida; Onchocercidae.
AUGGCAUUUUCUUUCACUGGUAAACUGUGGGUCGUGAUUAUUGUCAUUUGUUUACUAGACACAAUCGAGCUCAUCGAUGGACAAUCGCCUUUCAUUAAACCGAAAAAACGACGUUAUAAAUUGAUUCCGUUUUAUUAUGGUAGCAUAAAAAUUAACGAUCUUAAUAAACCUGCUCUCAUUCAAGAUCUCUCACUACUAAGCCAUGUGUUGAAUAAUACGGCAGAUACCGUCUUUGGUGCCAAGGAUAUAGCCCGCGAUUUAUUGACAUUUUUCGCCGAUUUGGAUCAAAUUAUGAUGUCAGCAUACUUUCCUUUAUUUGAAAGGAAGGGAUGA